Molecule: messenger RNA, 2684 nt
Organism: Clarias gariepinus (North African catfish)
Lineage: Eukaryota; Metazoa; Chordata; Actinopteri; Siluriformes; Clariidae
Gene: kctd8
Product: potassium channel tetramerization domain containing 8
Exons: 2
Coding region: 316-1638 (440 amino acids)
Biological process (GO): protein homooligomerization; regulation of G protein-coupled receptor signaling pathway
Molecular function (GO): protein binding
Source: RefSeq, a predicted model, not a curated record
UCUCCCUGUGCUUUUCUCUGCCUCUGUGUUUCGCAAUCCUUUGCUUUCUAUCCUGAGUUGCUGCAGCUGAAGCAACUUGGCUACUCUGUGUCUGAGGUAUCUCUCUUACUGUCUCUCUUAGCAGAGAUGUAGCCCCCCCCCCACUCUCUCUCUCUCUCUCUCUCUCUCUAAAACUUUCAAACCUCUUUGCUGAUGAAGUCUGCCUUUCAGUCUACUUCAAUCCUUUGCUACUUCAUGGAUCUCCUCGUUCCUGCUCUCUGACCUCCUGCAUCCUUUCUGCUAUAACCUUCUCCUCCUGCUUCUCCAAUCUGGACCAUGGCCAUGAAGGAGACGGUGCUGCCCAUCAGCGAGGUGUGCAGCCCCUUCCCAGAGGUGAUCGAGCUCAAUGUUGGUGGCCAAGUGUAUGUGACCAAGCGCACCACCCUGCUCAGCGUUCCUGACACCACGCUUCAUGACAUGUUCGCACGGCGAGCACCUGGCGAGCUUCCCCGAGACAGCCGCGGCCGCUUCUUCAUCGACCGUGAUGGUUUCCUGUUCCGCUACGUUCUGGACUUUCUGCGUGACCGCCACGUAGUUUUGCCUGAGCACUUCCCUGAGCGUGAACGCCUGCAGCGAGAGGCUGAGCACUUCCAGUUGAAUGAGCUCUUGAGGCUGCUGGGGCCACCACGUAUGGCCAAGCAGGGUUCGCUUAAUGAUGAGGGAUGUCACAGUGACAUCGAGGAGAGCUCUCAGAGCAGCGAGCUGCCUGGACGCACCCCUAGUCUGGAUAAGAGGUCAGGGUUCAUCACCCUAGGCUACCGUGGCUCCUAUACCACAGUGAGGGACAACCAAGCAGAUGCCAAGUUCCGGCGUGUGGCACGGAUCAUGGUGUGUGGGCGCAUCGCUUUGGCCAAAGAGGUGUUCGGUGAGAGUCUGAACGAGAGCCGUGACCCAGACCGGCCACCUGAGAAAUACACAUCACGCUUCUACCUGAAGUUCACCUAUCUAGAGCAGGCCUUUGACAGACUGAGUGAGGCUGGCUUUCACAUGGUGGCAUGCAAUUCCACUGGGACAUCUGCCUUUGUUAACCACUACAGAGAUGAUAAGAUUUGGAGUAGCUACACUGAAUACAUCUUCUUCAGGCCCGUCUGCAGGACCAUGUCUCUGAGGGCAGAUAGUGAGGAACCCAAGCCUGAGAAGCUGGCAGACAAGGCCAGUGAAAGUGGAGCUUCCUUGAACGAAUUGUCCACCUCCAGCUCAGAGACACACUCAGAGGCCACAUCACCUCAGGAUGGAGACUCCAUCUUGGUGCCUCGUGAGGAGGUAGUUGGAGGCUCUCUGGCACCCUGUGGAGCCCUGCAUUCAGUUUCUCGUCCACCCAGUACCCUCACCCUCGGUAGGCCACCAAAGAAGGGUGCGUCCGUCCAGUGGAUGGAGCUUCCCGAUAAAAGGCGCAACAGUGAGCUUUUCCAGUCAUUGACCAGCGGUGUUGAGCUACGUGAGGGUGGACUGGUGCGCAGAAAGACUCUGGAAAGACCCAGUGCUCAAGAAGAGAUGAAGCAGUGCAUUUGGGAUUUCCGUAAGAUUCGGAUUCCACAGGCUUUUCCAGAGCGGAAGCGCCAAUGGCAGUCAGAAUUGCUCCAGAAAUAUGGGCUCUAGAAAAGCACUUGGUCAGAAUUUCUGUGAUGUGGCUUUUUUCUGAUUUCUUGUUUUUUUUAUUUGUUUCAAAACAGGUUAUUUAAAUAGGUGCCAUAUUUCUCAAAAGGAAGGCAACAAGGCUGUUUAACAUGGCUUAAUGAAAGUGGGUAAAAAAAACAUUUGAACUAUAUUGUAGCUCCAUAUUCACACUUAAAGCAAAAAGGGAAACAAAUCAAGCAUUGUUUUUUUCCAUAACUGCCCAUUUAUUAGAUACUGUUGCUAGUAAAUCAGGAUCAGUCAAAUUUGAAAAACACAUUGAAUAUUCUCUUCUAUUGUUGCCUUGUCUUAAGCACUUGCAUCAGUACAGCGUUUAUGUCUUCUAUAUGUCCUGUACAGUUUCAUUGUGCAAAUGUGGUCAUUUUAUAUCUCACAAUGAUUUCCAAAUUUUUACAGAGUUUCAUGAAGCCAGCAUGGGACAACCACAUAAAUGUGAUGACAUUUCUCUAAAUACAUAAAAUUCACAUUACAGACUGCAAUGAUUUUAACGUUGAAUGAUUUAAUAAGCUGAGAGGAUGUAUACUGGAUGGUAUCUAAAAUAUAAGGUCCAGAUGGCUCCCUGUUUAAUAUGUGGUUUUAGUUUGUAAUGUGUUCUGUGCAUAACAAUGUUUGUGUAUAUUUCUAAGGGAAUACGAUCAGAAAAAAAAGGAAAAUAUAUGGUACAAUGCUAGUUUUAAUAAAGCACCAAGUCUUACAUUUUAGGGCUUUUGAUAGAUGCCAAAUCACUUAACAGUAUGCUUACAGUACAAUUUACAAUAAAUGCUGGAUUGAGAAGCUGAGAAGUCUCUUUCCAGAGCACAGGUUUGAGAAGCACAAUGGCAUUGCUGUCUCUUUGAAACCUUAGUUGCAGUGUUCCAGUAAGUUUCCACCAGUUAGUGUUAAUCUGUCGUAACGUAAAAUACAAGACAUUUCUUCUGUAAUAAAACGUGUCGUGUAAAUGGAAAGAGAGAAAUAAGUUAGUUUGCUUUGUGUAUAAUUUCUUAAAUGUGUGAUACAUUAAAAUAAACAAG